CUACUUGUUCCAGGGGGGAAGAGUUUCAGCGACGCCCUCAAACUGCGUUAGCCAAAGUUAGCAUCAUUCGCGCCUUCAGCAGGUAUCAGCCAUCAAUGUGUGUGCGCGCAUCCGGAACCCUUAAAACAAGUGUAUUUGUUUCAGGGGGAAGCGCUUCGACGACGGACUGAUUUCGGAUUGGCCGCGUCAGGAUAAUACGUAUGAACGUGUCGCUGAAGAUAUCAACAUCCACGUCUUGUUCAGAAUGACCGAGGAGAAAACGGAGACCCUGCAGGAGUACGAGGAGCUGUUCGCCCACAGGUUCUCACCCGAGGACCCUGAGUACCAGCGGUACCAGAACCGAGCAGCUGACCCGCCGCCCAUGGUCGAGGACUGGAGGGGUCGAGCGGGGGGGAACCAGAGAGGAAGAGACAACAGGUACCACGACCGUCGUGGGCACAGAGGUCGUGGUUGGGGAGGAGACCGAGGCUGGGGAGGAGACCGUCGUGAGCAGCAGAACUGGCAUGACAGAGACCGAGACAGAGACCGGCACUGGGGGCAUGGGAGUGGUCAGUCAGGCCCUCCAAGCUCCAACCAGGGAUACAACUCCCAUCACCAGAGACCACAUUAUGACCGCUACUGAUCCAUACUCUCAGGUGGUAUCACCUAUAAUUACUAAAGUCUCACUUAGAGUAUCAAUAUUAAUACUUUAUUGCCCAUUAUUAUCAUUUUUAAUAAGUGAUACAGUUUUUUUUGUUUGAGUUGAAAAACAAACAGUAUAAUCAGGUUUUGGAAUUUUCCCAGAAUGAUUUCUGAAAAACCUUGACUGUUUGACUUCCAUCUUCCUUUUUAUACAUACACAGUAUUUUCAACUUGCAAUGCUUCACACAGUAUUAAAAAUGAAAAUAACAUGAAAUUCUCAAACAUUUCACAUCCUUGUUUUUAGUAUGUUUAUCACAUUGUUUAUGGGAAGUUUCACUGGUAGUUGUUUUGUGUCCUGUUAAUAUUUUUUUGCUUUUUUUGACAUGGUUUGAUACAUUAUUAUGAAUUAUGCAGUACAGUAUCAGUAUUGCUACAGAUGGUGAAUAUCCACAUAUAAUCUAUUUGUAAUGCAGCUUUAUUUUUCUGUGUCACAUUGUUUCAUAACAAUCUAAUUGGACUGUUGUCAAUAAAUGCGUAUUUUCUUAA
Molecule: messenger RNA, 1167 nt
Organism: Paralichthys olivaceus (Japanese flounder)
Lineage: Eukaryota; Metazoa; Chordata; Actinopteri; Pleuronectiformes; Paralichthyidae
Source: RefSeq, a predicted model, not a curated record